Molecule: messenger RNA, 606 nt
Organism: Hydra vulgaris (swiftwater hydra)
Lineage: Eukaryota; Metazoa; Cnidaria; Hydrozoa; Anthoathecata; Hydridae
Product: lactoylglutathione lyase
Molecular function (GO): metal ion binding; lactoylglutathione lyase activity
Source: RefSeq, a predicted model, not a curated record
CAUUUUUUAAAAUAAAAAAUGUAUUUUAGAAAUAUUAUAAAUGUCUGGUUUGACCACAGAAGAAGUGUUGGCAUGUAUUUCAAAAAGAGAUCCAGACACUGAACAAUUUUAUCUUCAACAAACAAUGCUAAGGGUGAAAGAUCCUAAGAAAUCUCUUGUAUUUUACAGCAAUGUUCUUGGAAUGAGGCUUUUACAUAAGUUGGACUUUCCAGCAAUGAAAUUUUCAGUCUAUUUCAUGGGUUUUGAAAAAGAUGAAGAUAUUCCCAACAACGACGAAGAAAGAUUGGCAUGGUGUUUUUCACGUAAAGGAACUUUGGAGCUAACUCAUAACUGGGGAACAGAAAGUGAUGAGACAAACUAUCAUAAUGGAAACUCAGAACCAAGAGGAUUUGGACAUAUUGGAAUAGCCGUCCCUGAUCUAGAAGCAUCUUGUGAACGAUUUGAAAAGAUGGGUGUUCCUUUUAAAAAGAAACCAACCGAUGGCGUAAUGAAGACGAUUGCUUUUAUAUUGGAUCCUGACGGAUAUUGGAUAGAAAUAUUUAACCCAAAAAAAAUUCUUUAAGGAUUUUGAAAUCCUUCAAAGUUUCUUAAAAAAUAACUUGAUUA